Molecule: messenger RNA, 1701 nt
Organism: Panicum hallii
Lineage: Eukaryota; Viridiplantae; Streptophyta; Magnoliopsida; Poales; Poaceae
Exons: 4
Coding region: 643-1437 (264 amino acids)
Source: RefSeq, a predicted model, not a curated record
UUCCUGGAUAAGGUCAAGGACCAUGCCCUUUCUUGCUCUCUCUCCCGGCUGUUCCUCUUUUUGCUUCUGAGGUAAGGUUCCUGUACUUCUUCCUCGAUGUCGCUUUCUAGGUUUUUAACCCUUUUCCUAAUCAUGGUCCCAUGUGGUUUGUUGUUUUUCUUCCAAUAUUCUCUAUGUAUUUGUGCCUGGAUCCAUUCGGUUUCUGCUCGCGUGUGCGCGCCUACAUGUAAGGCGAGCGCCCCCUCCGAAGUCAAAGAUGAGCACCGGCUGCUCCAGCGGCAUUCGCGUGCCGUUCCCAGUCCGUCGUCCGCGCCGCAUCUGCAUCCAUCGUUGGUCACUUGAAGCAGCGCCUGCCUGCGCACCUCAGCCGCCGGCCGCCGGCCGCCGGCUGCUCCAGCGGCAUUCGCACGCCUUCAACAGCUAAUUGGCCACCAAGAAAAAAAGACUGAUAAUAAAAUAUAGACUACAUGUAAAAAAGAUUAAAUCUCACAUUUAAUAAUGUACUAUCUUUGCUUAUAUGCACUGCUGUUUAGAUACCUUCUCUCUACCUAAAUUUAGAAAAAUGCAAACAAAAAUAUAUUGCCAAACGGAAUUAAAAGAGACUUUUACGCGCGCGAUGGUGCGCGCACUGCACUCGUCGCCAUGAAAUUGCCGGCUCAAUCUCCAUCAGCCAGGACUACUAGUUCUUUUAGGCAAUUGAAGACAAUCAUAAAAAAUUGUUCUUACAACUGUACAACUUCAAAAGAUAAUGUUAAAGUUUACACACAAAAAUCGGUUAGGGUCUCAAGGAGGGGGAGGGGAAUCUCAAAAGCCGACAGCGGUACCCCACCAAGGCAAAGGAGAGCCAUGCCGGCGCGCCGGGGUAGGGCCAGGAAGGGCGACCGCCGGAUCGACGCCGCCAUCGACCACUUCACGGUCAUGGGCUACGCCGCACGCGACGUCCGCGCCGUCGUCGCUCAUCUCCUCGAGGUGUACGGCGGGCCUUCCGCGUGGCCAUUGCUGGAGGACGGCUCCUACCAAGUCGUCCAAGAAAAGCUCUUUGAGAAGGAGGACGAGGAGAAGCAGAAGCAGGACCAGCCCCUGCUGCUGGAGGGCCAGCAAGUGGAGGAGUUGCCUCCUCAGCUCCUAGAAGAAGCAGUAGAUGAGGCACCUCCAAAAAACAACGAGUCAAUCUUACAGGUAGGUGAGGAGGUACCAGCUGAGACUGAGUCACCACACGAGGAAGUGGAAGCUCCUAUGUUCAUCGUCAUCGAACCACACCCUCUUGAAGCCAUGGCACCACUUACUGAGGCUUUAAGGACUGGUGGCGCAACGAGACCAUGCUAUGGAUGGAUUAGUGAGUCUGAAGAUGAGGAAGAACUUACCGGUCAACAUCAUGAGGUGCAUGUUCCAAGUUCAGGAGGAGACUUGGUUUGUAAGAGGAAGCGAGUCCAUUAGAUGUGGCUGAUUUCAACAUGGCAAAGCCAACGAUGCUCUGCCUGAAGAAGCGACUUGCUGAAGCCUUGCACCCGAGCGUAGUAGUCUAGUAGGAGUAUAUCAAGAUAGAAGAGGUAAUUUUAAUAAGCGCUACCUGGGAGACAAGCGGGCUUCACCGACUGAACAAGUGUCAACUUUUCUAGGCUGCGCGGAAUGCUUGUGCGUUUUCGAACGAUGUCAUGAGUUCAUAUCGAAGAACGAAUCUGAUGCUGGUAGUUGUUUCUC